UAAACUUCAUUAAAAACUAUACAUAUAAAAAGACAUUGAACAUUUUAUCGUCGCGCUUCGGUUUCGGUUUCGGUUUCGUGAGUGCAUGGUGCAGGUGAAAAUUGCAAGGACAAACGAGAAGCAAAGUCCAGGAAAAAUCCCAGCAACAUCCCCAGAAGGAAGAAACCAUAAGAGAAGCUACAAAAAAAAAAUUGUGGAAGAUAAGUAUUACAUCUUCCACCAAGGGCACCUAAUUUCGGUGGAAUUUGGGAAACGGCCGUAAAAACAGCAAAAGGCCAUCUUUAUCGCAGUCUCGGCGGUGCAAAACUAAACUUUGAAGAGCUGACAACGGCACUGGUAGAGAUCGAGGCCAUAAUGAACUCCAGGCCAAUUACUCCAAUGUCUCCUGAUCCCAACGAUCUGGAAGCGUUAACGCCAGCUCAUUUCCUAGUUGGGUCUUCUCUCAGAGCGAUUCCGGAACCAAGUCACGAAGUGUCUGACAUAAGCCAUCUGGAAAGGUGGCGUCGAAUCAAUGCCGUAAAAACCCACUUCUGGAAGCGGUGGUCAUCGGAAUACGUCCUAGAACUCCAAAAUCGUGCCAAAUGGACAACUUCAACUCCAAACCUCGAAAUUGGUAGUCUCGUCAUAAUCCAUGAAGAUAACUUGCCACCCCAAAAGUGGCUUAUGGGAAAAGUCGUAAAACUAAUCAAGGGUCCUGAUGGUCAUGUACGUGUAGCCGAUGUUAAAACGUCACGAGGAGAGUUUCGAAGGCCAAUUCGAAAACUAGCAGCGAUACCGUCUUGAAAGGAAGUCCUUUCAAAGGAGGCGGAAUGUUGGAGCCAAUCAAAUCAUCAAAAAAUAUUUACUAUUAAUAACUAUCUUAAUUUGUAUUUGUACUUAAACCAUUCAAUUACUAUUAAACUUGCUUUUAUUUUCAUUCAAAUUAAGCGCCUAAAUUAUACCAAACGCCAUAAUUUUUACAUUUGAAUUCGCCCUAAAAAUUGUAUUUUUAAAUUUAACGUAACUUCUCUCUUGAACUACUAGAAAAAUGUGUGUAUAAAUAGAAGCUUAUAAAUGAAAUAAAAGCUUCUUCUUGUAUUAAACCCUGCUGGGAAAUCACUGUCUUUUUCUUUUGAACGUCGCUCGCUAUAAAGACUUGUCAUUUUCGCAUAUUUCGCUACCGUUAAUUAGUUAACGCAUCAACCAGGAUCGAAUCUAUCUUUUGUAUAGAA
Eupeodes corollae is the source of this 1211-nucleotide messenger RNA. RefSeq lists its product as uncharacterized. The record is from RefSeq and is a predicted model, not a curated record. NCBI's taxonomy places the organism in Eukaryota, Metazoa, Arthropoda, Insecta, Diptera, Syrphidae. The coding region runs from base 355 to 783 and encodes 142 amino acids. The transcript is spliced from 2 exons.